CUACUUCUGCUUGAGCGGCGGCGUUUUCAACUUGCUGAAGAAAGCAAAGAGUUUCUGCACGACGAUCUUCUUCCUGUGAAUUUCAAGAUUUACCUACGGUAAACUAAAGAUGGCAGCACCAGCAAUCCGGGUUGUGAACCCCAGCGCUGUGGCAGGUCGCCAACAGGCCGUACUUGUGGCAACCAAAGAAGCCCGUAUGUACAAGGAGAAGAAGAUGACCUUCCCCAGACCCCCCAGUGAGCUGCUGCACCAGGCCACUGCCCUCCACCAUGCCGAAAAACUCCUCUGUGCUGGAGGGAUUUCCGCACCAUCCCGCCAGCAGUGCCUGGGGAAGCUGGUCAUGCCGUUUGGCCAGUAUGAACAUGCACCGUUCUGCUGGCUUGUGGCAAAUGACGUGGGCUACAUGAAGUAUGUCAUUGACAAGCACAGAGAGGAGGCGGCAAACCCUCGCAGGACAGCCGCAAUCCAGAACCACUGGAUUAAAGACUGUCUGGCGGAGUAUGCAGAGAGCUUCCCGCAAGUGUCAAUUCUCCUGGAGGCAAACAUCGACCAGUGUAUAUAUGGUCAGAAAGGCUUUGAAGACCAUAGCUUUCGGGAGAUGUGGGAGCUCUACCGGCAGCACUCCAGGCUGAAGGACAGGCCAGAGAGUUUCAGCAGUGAGCAGAGUGAGCUUAUCCGGAAGGCCUACAGUUCGGCGAGCAGGUGGCUACAUACACCUGUCACACAUAUAACGAGUGUGACAAUGAAGAGAUUUAGAAAAUACAUCAACGACAGGAAGGACCAAGAAUUGAGCUCCACUAGCCAAGACCCCACGUGGCUGGAUGACUCUGCUUUUUCAGCGGUGAUGGAUUUGGAAGGAGAACUGGGCAGGUCCAAGACGCAGAAGCACGAGGCAUCCUCCUGCCAGGCGUCUUCCACCGUCCAGGCGCUCUCCACCCCACAGGCAUCCUCCCCUGCCAAGAUGCCCUCCUCCAUCCAGGCCUCUUCCAGUGUCCCGUCUUCAUCCACCUCACGCUCUUCCACCAAAGCGUCCAAGGCAACCUGCUCCACCCAGACAUUGUCCUCCGCCAAGGCCUCUUCCACUUUCUCUACCCAGCAGUCUUCACCCACCAAGGAGCCUCUGCCCAGCACCUCUUCUGUGGAGUCAUCUCAAAGCGAAUCCCCUGUUAAGCUGGAGGGCUGGGUGCGUCUGUGGGAAAACCCCAACGGCAUCCCAUCAGCCGACAUUUCCUGGCUCAAAGAGGACACCGAAAGAGGGAUGUUCACGCCCGUCCAAACCUACAGAGACCACACUGGACACCUGAAGAGGCGACGGGUGAUGAGACCAGACCGCAUGUGGUUUCACCCACCAGAGUGUCCUGGCUACGUCAGGGGUUCUCUGCCAAACCCGGACCCCUUCUUCCGCAGCCGCGUCUUUGUGUGGCGUCCUGUUGGGGUACGUCACAUCUGCGAUGUAUCCAGCUGGUACACAAUGCUGACGGAGGUCCUGUGUUGUGGACCGUGUACGAAGGCGGCCAGGAGGGGAGAAGGUGGCACCAUGGGUCGGUGGCUCGCAUGGGAUCCUGCUAUUUUAUCCCAACUCAGCGAGGCUCAUCAAGCUCUGUUCCCUGCCAUUCUUACCGCCAAGCGCGGUGUGGACAGGAAUGUCGUGCGUCUCCUGAGGGACCGGACAGAAGGAAACACCAUGGUCAAGGUGUGGCGGCAGAUAGAGGAGAAUCACGUGGAAGAGUACCUUCGAUGCAAGGACCUCUACACCACGCUCCUUAUGGCUUUAGUGGCACCCGGAGGGAUCGUCUCUGCAUUGAAGCAGACGUUCAAGGCACCACCUCCUCAGAGAGAGAUCCCCUCUGCGCGUCUCUUGCGCCACGCCUUCCUGCUGGCCGAGGCCGACAAUGUGCGGGACUACCGGAGCCAGAUCCUCUCCACUUUUGGCACUGUGCUGAAAAUGGAUUCCACCAAGAAAGUGGUGAAGAAGCUGUCCGGCGAAGGUCAUGGCUCAGCCGAAUGGUUCACCAGCAUAGGAAACGAGCAUUCUCAAAUAGUUUCCUUUGUUCUCACUUGUGAGGAGUCCGCAAAGGAGCUGCAGCCGAUGUGCCACGGUGUCAUGGAAAGGUUUCGGCUGGCGGAUCAACCCGUCCCCAAAAUUCUCUAUGUGGACCGUGGGUGUUGCCGUGAAAAGGGACCGACAGCGUUGGAAACCAUGUUCCAGCCUUGGGUGGACAAUGGGAUGGUUGUGCGUCUGGACAUUUUCCAUUGGAUCCACCGGUUUGACGCAGCCAUCCGAUCAGAGUCGCACUGCAAGUACGCCAUUUUCAAGUCUGCCGUAGCUGGGGCAGUGCUGGCGUACAACCGCACGGACUUGGAGCUGCUCAUCAAGGCGGUCAGAGCCAAGGACCCGGCAGCGCUGAAGUCCGUGUCGGACGAGGAUGUGGUGCGGCUCUACAUUCCCAGGGAGCAGCUGAAGCAUCACGUGCGGAGGGUCACACUCGGGGCUCAGGAAACGUUCCAGCUCAUCCAGCUGGCCAUCGAGGAGCUUAAAGGUCCCGCCGGUCUGGAUGAGAAUGGAGUGAGCCUCUUCAAAACACCAGAGGCCAUUGAUGAGAUCUGGGCGGAGCAGCAGCGGCAUCUGGAGUGCAUCCAGGAUCCACCAGACAUGAGCAUGUAUAGGGUUGCACGUAACACAUCCAUCAACAAUGUGGAUGUGCCCUAUUAUAAAUGUCUGCGUGGAAGCAACAGCCUGGAAGGAUUCCACAAAGCUCUGCCGCAGAUGAUUCCAGGUCCUCACUGCGCAGCGCGGCCCUAUCAGGUUUACCUGCUAAGCGGCAUUGCGCGGUGGAACUCUGACAGGAGCUCAGAUGCCGUGUUUGGUGGCAGAGGACGGCGCCACAGGACCUACUCUGCGCCGCUGAUUGACCGCCUCAACACCCGCUGUCAGCAGCUGUUUGGUGAGACCGUGGAAGAGAACUUCCGGACCCCUGCUGAUGUCCCUUCCGACGAGCUGCUUGGGUUAGAGUACCUGUUCAGCCAGAGCACAGGUCUAUCGGGCACAUUUUCCCUUAGCGGCAUUGUCGAUGAUGGACCUGGUCCGGAGGAGGAGGUGGUUCAGCCCGGGCGGCCUGAUCCAGACGAGGCGUACGAGAGCGAUGUGGACCCACAGGACGAUGUUCCGGAUGCUGUCCUCGCCCGCAUCACACUCACCAGCGAUGAAACUUCCACUGUCUAUCCUCCGGCCUUUGAGGACGCCUGCAGCCCAAAUCCUCUUCCUGGCUUUCAAAAGCUGGAAAGGUUCUGCUCUGUGUUGGUGGAGAUUGGCUUGCUAGACGACAAGCUGUCACUCAGCACAGAGCAGCGGAACAGGGUCCUUGAAGCCUGGAAUGUCAUGGAAGAGCAUGACAAGCAUCCACAGCGAUUUAACCAGCUGUACAGAUCACACUGGGGCAACACCCUCUACUGCCGCACGAAAAGAGAUGACCCCUUCGAGGCUGCAGUAGUACAGCGGGUGAAGAUGGCCAAGCGGUACGCUCCAGCCCAACACGACAUCAGCGCGCAGCACAACAGACUGAUGUACACGCUGGUGAAACUGUUGUGGUUGCACUCACCUCAAGGGUCUCGCACCAGCCCUGAGAAGACCUUCAUCGUAAAGGCGUACCAGCGAAUCCAGCACCGGAUUUUGGUGGAGGAUCCAGUCCUCUGCAAGGCUGGCAUUCCUCUGCCAAAGAUUAACACAAAGACCGUGCGGGACUUCAUUCGGCGCCAAGAGAGGCUCCUCAACAUGCGGGCAACAAAACAGCCGUUGACCGUCACAAAGACCACCUCCAUCUCAUCCGUUGACCUACCUCCGGCACCACACCAGCCAGCGGUCCUCCCUGCACCAGACUACCCCCGGAUGGAAUAUGUGCCCACACCCAGCACGGCAGGCACAAAGGUGUUAAAGGGAAGGACAGAUGUGGUGAUGCCACUCUCCCGGCCUCAACCACCACUGUCGGCACCGCUGAGGAAAACCCCGCCCACUUCUACCAUCACCAGGCCCUUGACCUCCCUCUCUGCAUCUGCAGCAGCCCCUGCGAUUGCUGGUCCCUCCACACAGCCCAUGAUGCUCGCCAGUGCAUCAGCCCCUCUGAUUGCUGGCCCCUCCACACAGCCCACAAUGCUUGCGAGUCAGUCAGCUCCUGCGAUUGUUGGUCUGCCCAUCUCAUCCUAUCCAUCUUUGCCCAUGAUGCCCGCUUCUGAAAGCACAUUCUACAGCACUGACAGUCCUUCAGCCUGGGCGAGAGCUACGCUGUAUAAGCGUAAACUGAAGGAAGCUCCCUCAGGUAUUGGAGAGAAAUUAUCACGGGUGCAAAAUCUCCCCGUUUGUACACUCUGCCGCCAACCGACCCAGGGACACAAGAAAUACAAAAAAAAGAGUUUCUGUCCAGUAAAAAUGAUGUCUCCAUCUAAAGGUCUAAGCAGCAGAGUGUAUGAUAGCUACGAACACUUUAUGUCUGUUGUGGAUGACUUUUAGGAAUGAGGUGUAGCUCCUCUUCUCUCCUUGGGGAUCGGCAAAUGUAAAUAGUUGAAUGUAAAAUAGUUGUUUAAACCAUGCUCCGUGUUUUUUAUUAAUUCCCUUAACUGUAGUGUUGUGGUGUUAUUACUUGGUACAAUGCUGCUAUAAAUCAUCAGUGUAACAUGUAAGAGCAUUAACAACAUUAUAACA
Brienomyrus brachyistius is the source of this 4696-nucleotide messenger RNA. RefSeq lists its product as uncharacterized. Lineage: Eukaryota; Metazoa; Chordata; Actinopteri; Osteoglossiformes; Mormyridae. Bases 110 to 4504 code for a protein of 1464 amino acids. The transcript is spliced from 12 exons. The record is from RefSeq and is a predicted model, not a curated record.